Pangasianodon hypophthalmus (striped catfish) is the source of this 1824-nucleotide messenger RNA. RefSeq names its product polyisoprenoid diphosphate/phosphate phosphohydrolase PLPP6. The transcript is spliced from 2 exons. Gene Ontology annotation, molecular function: sphingosine-1-phosphate phosphatase activity. Lineage: Eukaryota; Metazoa; Chordata; Actinopteri; Siluriformes; Pangasiidae. The coding region runs from base 115 to 933 and encodes 272 amino acids. The record is from RefSeq and is a predicted model, not a curated record.
AGGUGAGUUUUAAAAAAAAGAGAAAAGGAAAAAGGAAGUUUAGUCCUCUUGCAUGGACGUGAGGGAGGGGGACUAACCGGGGGACUAACCGGAGCUUUGGGCUUCAGUCUCGCCAUGCCGUCUCCUAACGCGCGCAGGAACAGCGGUGUAGCGGUGGCAGGUAACGGAAGGCUCGAGCUACCUGCCUCCUCUUCCUCCUCUUCCUCCUCACCCUUCUCUCCUGCCCGGUCCCGCGUGCUGGACUCUGUGUCACGCCGACGGGCCUCCAGCAUCACGUGCGCUGCGUCUGCGCCGCCACCGGCGCUCGCGUUACCCGCGCGCCCGAGUCAGUCUCUCCCCGCCGUGGCGCUGCGCUCCCUGCUGGCUGUGGACGUGUGGCUCUCCCGGAGGAUGGCGCUGUGCGCCGGGAAGGAGGCUCCUCUGGGCGGCAUGAGGCCGCUGGUGAAGCUGGUGGAGUUUACCGGACACGCAGCGCCGUGGCUCUCCAUCACUCUUUACCUUUUCAUCUGCAGUGAAACCGCGGAGGAGCAAGAAGUCAUGAUCAACCUGUUCCUGGCGUUAUUGUUAGACCACGCCCUGGUUAGAAUAGUGAAGCGUGCUGUGAAUUAUCAUCACUCGGAGUGGUUUGCCACUUUGCUUCCUCAUCCUCACUCCUUCCCAUCAGGCCACACGACGCGGGUUGCCAUGUGCGCCCGUUUCCUGCAAUCUCGCCUGCUGUCGGACUGCCCCAUGCGGUUUGUGGUGCUGUCCUGGACGGUUCUGCUGGCUCUGACGCAGGUUCUGCUCGGUCAGCACAACGUGAGUGGUGUUGUCCUCGCUCUGGCCGUGGGCUCCUGUCACUACAGCGUGGUGGAGACGUGCUGGCUGUCUGUGGAGAGACUGCAGGACGUCCUGAUCACUGCACUGGGGAAACAUGUCACUCAGAGAGGCUGAGAAACACAUGAGCGUUUUCAUACACCACUGGUUCAACUUUUAACUACACACACACACACAGACACAAAGCAUGGCUUCAAAUGACAUUAUUAAUAAGCUGAAUAAUAAACUUUGUACGUGGACUUUAUAUGGACAAACAUAUACUCAAGCCCAGGCCUGGAAUAAAUCAUUUAAGAAGGCUUCUCAGAGAAACACAUAUACAUAUAGCUAGUCAUUUUUCUUCUUUUAGUUAGUUUGUUUUUCUUUUGUUGGCCAUUUGACAUAUACGACAUCCUGGCAAACUUGCACAAAUGAAACUAAUCGCCAGUCUAGUUUCAAUAAUGCUGAUUUCCUUCAUAGUCUUGUGUGUGUAUAUUGAUAAAUACCAAUCAGUCAUAAAUUUCCAAGCACAUUCCCAGUACAGGUGAUUUACCCUGAUCCACACCCACACAACACCAUAAAAAGCAAAGCUUACAAACAGCAGAAAAUGUCAAAAAGACAACUAAAUGGUGAAAGAACGCUAAAUCUUCCAGUAAUGCAGCUCAGCCACUGCAGCGCAUCAGCUACCACUGACACGCAUCAAGGCCCGGUUUUACACAGUGCAAUUACAUCAGACUUUUAAGAUUAUUCCUUGUCACACUGUAUGAGAUCCCAAUAAAACCUUGUCUGAAUUCUAUAACAGACUGUGUGAUAGUGUGUUGUCCAUGUCAGAUUAUACGAUGCAAAUCCUCUAGCGAUAGAGAGACCUGCGAUUUAAGAAAAUGACUAUGUUCUGCUUACGUCAUCGAUCAGCGUGAUCCUGAAAUCCAGCUUGUGAUGAAAACUGACUCGCAUAAACACAACCGUUCUUCAAAGUGAGCUUGAGGUAAGAAGGAUAAGUUUUCUGUCUAUGAGGAUGUUUUUUUUUUUACA